AUGAGUGGGGAACAGCUCGAUGUGAUGAUCAGAGAUAUUCAGAAGGACCCAAGAAGGAUUCUACUAUUGGACAUCCUAGGUCGACAACUGGAAGAUCUAAUCGCUGAAAAGAGUCCGGAUCUCCACGAACUGUGUGAGACAUUGAGAGCAGAAAACCUCGUGUUAGAGGAGGAAUGCCAAGUACUUCAUGCCAUUCUCUGCGUGGACGCUGAUGCCGUCUCAAAGGCAACCUUAAAUGCUGCUGUGGAACAAUUAAUCAAAGACGUCGGAGCCAAGGUUCUUGGCAAGCGCAAGAUCCGCGAGGGUAACAGUGUUGCGAUUAACAAUGGAGUGGAACUCGAUAGCAACAUAUUUCGGCGGCUUCGCGAGGAAGAUUGGUUUGAUGCCUGGACCAUUGUGGCGGCGAUGCAAAUAUCGGACAAGCCUUUCUUCGUUCACCAUGGCUAUAGCGUUCCAUUAGACGAACUGGGAAGAAAUGAGAGGAUGAAACCUGUCAAGCGACCUCUUGCUGGCUGGGCCCAGAAGAUUAUUGACUUCCGCAAAAAAGCUUAUGAGAUAUAUGGGGAUUCGACACGUCUGGUGUACUUCUGCCCUCUGAACCAUGGCAACCGGCAUUUCACAUUGCUCGAGAUCAAUGAGCGUGAAGAAGUUAUCCGUCACUAUGAUUCGCAUGCAGACCAAAGCGUAAUCCACGGCACCAUGAAGCUGACACGAGUGCAGAAGUUGGUGAAAGAAGAAUUCGGUGACUUAAAAUUCACAUUUCGUGAAGCUCCCACGCCGCAGCAAAAUGACAGCUGGAGCUGUGGUGUUAGGGUUGUCUGGAAUUUCCGACGUUUGGCGAAUAAUCUCCCAGUUGGGGAUUGGAACAUGACACUUAGCCCGGAACGUAUGAAAAUGGAGAUUGUGGAAGGGUUUGCCGCGUGCAUUGAGAAUGGAGCCAUGAAGAGAUAUAGGGAGUAA
Messenger RNA from Exophiala bonariae, 960 nucleotides. RefSeq lists its product as uncharacterized. Lineage: Eukaryota; Fungi; Ascomycota; Eurotiomycetes; Chaetothyriales; Herpotrichiellaceae. The record is from RefSeq and is a predicted model, not a curated record. Gene Ontology annotation, biological process: proteolysis. Gene Ontology annotation, molecular function: cysteine-type peptidase activity. Bases 1 to 960 code for a protein of 319 amino acids. The transcript has 4 exons.